This is a messenger RNA of Pelodiscus sinensis (Chinese soft-shelled turtle), 2479 nucleotides long. RefSeq names its product RNA binding motif protein 38 (gene RBM38). The record is from RefSeq and is a predicted model, not a curated record. Gene Ontology annotation, cellular component: nucleus; cytosol. NCBI's taxonomy places the organism in Eukaryota, Metazoa, Chordata, Testudines, Trionychidae. Gene Ontology annotation, biological process: regulation of RNA splicing. Gene Ontology annotation, molecular function: mRNA 3'-UTR binding.
UGCUCGCUGCCAGCGGCCGCGUCUCUUGCCCGGCGCCCUGCGGGAGGUGCCUGCCAAAGGGGGGGGGGCUGGAGCCGCUGCAUGGGGGACAAAGCCGCAGCUGCUGCUGCUGCCGCCGCCGCCGCCUGCUGCUGCCGCGUGGGGGCGGCCCCGCCUCCCUCUGCCCCCCGCUGAGCCGGAGGAUGCCCCGGGCCGCGGGUGUGUGAGAAGCUCGCUCCCGGCCCGCGGUGGCGUUUGGAUGCGUUUGGCCGCCCCGCGCCUGGCCCCGCGCCCGCCGCGCCAUGCACACCGUGCAGAAGGACACUACCUUCACCAAGAUCUUCGUCGGGGGGCGGCCCUACCACACCACCGACUCCUCCCUGAGGAAGUACUUCGAGGGCUUCGGGGACAUCGAGGAGGCGGUGGUGAUCACCGACCGGCAGACGGGCAAAUCCCGGGGAUAUGGCUUUGUGACCAUGGCAGACAGAGCUGCAGCUGAGAGAGCAUGCAAAGAUCCCAACCCCAUCAUUGAUGGCAGAAAAGCAAAUGUGAACCUGGCAUAUCUGGGAGCAAAACCAAGGAGUAUUCAAACUGGUUUUACCAUAGGUGUGCAGCAGCUACAUCCAGCCUUUAUUCAGAGACCGUAUGGGCUCACCCCUCACUAUAUUUACCCUCAAGCGAUUGUUCAGCCGAGCGUGGUCAUCCCAACCCCCGUGCAGUCCAUCACGUCUCCCUACAUAGACUACACCUCCGCGAGCCAAGCCUACACCCAGUAUACCACAGCUGCCUACGACCAGUACCCCUACGCCGCUUCUCCUGCUGCUGGCUUUGUGGGAUACGGCUACACAAACACCCUUCAGCAGCCCAUCACAGCUAGCAAUCCGGCAGCACACACCACGGCUUUUGUUCAGUAUCAGCCCCAACAGCUGCAGCCCGACCGUAUGCAGUAAGGGCCCUGCCCAUGCGUUCGCCAUGUAGGACAAUCUUUUACAGUGGAAGGAUACAAACACAAAAACCAAGCAAAAGCAAAACCACCCAACCUUAUUAGGUGCAUACAAAUACCUAAGCUAUUUAUAGUGUUAAGGAUGAGCCUAAACCUUUACUGUCUGACUACGCUCAUGGAAAAGGACUUCCGGUAAGUUUCUUUCAAUCAGAGCAAAUAUUGUCUUGAAGAUGGACUUAAAGUGACUGAAAUGUUAAAAGGAAAACUACAAUUUCUUGCACACUUAGUGGUCUGCUUCCAUUGCCUGUCAUCUUCUCCCUCCCCUUCCACCCCUUCCCACCCUGCCAUCAGCUGUUUCCUCCACUCUCCCCACUCAAAUCUGCAAUCCUCUCAUUUACUGUCGAGAUAUACAAGGUACUCGGAGAACAUGGAUAAAAAGCAAUCUUAUUUUUUGGUUGUACAAAAACUUUGUAAUACUCAGAGAUGCCUUACAGAAAAAAGAAAGAGAAACUAUUUUUUAAAUAUUUAUUGCGAUUUUAUUCGCAUGAGCUGUGAAUUGCAGACAGAAGAAUAGUAGUGAGUAUCUGCCUUGUUUAAUUCUCAUUUUACUAAAUUAUUGUAUGUAGGUAAAAGUUCCUAAGUAAUUGCUGAAUCACUUCAACAUGCAAAAGGGAAUACUGGCUUUAAGGAAAGCAGAAUAUUCCUUUAGUCAACGCACUGUAAUAUUUUCUUAUAAUUGUAAUUGUUACUCUUAAGAUUAUCUCAGACUUAGGUAUAUUUUUAAAAUGCAAAAAAAUCAAAAACAAAAAUCCCCCACCUCGAAUAAUGAGCAUAUUGGCUACUUUGAUAGAUCUUUUGUUAUAAUGCUGCAACUUAUGGAGAAAUUGACAGUAUUUAAGUAAAAGUUAGACAGUUUUCAGGCUGUUGGCUGGCAAAGCUUAGGAGAAUGUCAGAAAUGGAUUAAAAUAUUUUACAUAAUUGAACAAAUGGGUAAAUGUAACAUUUUUAUGCCUACGGUGCAACAGCCAAAUAAAGAGAGAAAAUGACAAAAUAAGAUAAGUGCAUUUUUACAGAAAGGAGCAAUAAAUUAUUGAUUAAAAAAACCCACUCAAUACUAUGUUGUAUGCUCCAGCCAAAUAUGGUAUUAAAGGCAAAAUUAAACUGACCUGAAUUGGAUACAUCAGGCCUAUCCCUGCAGCUGUUGUGGACUUCAUCCUGAGAGAUUCUGAGCCAUCUUCAAGUCUCCUGGGCCGUUCUACAAUUUCUAGCAACUUCCAAUGGAAUCCCAUAGAGUCAUAGAACACUAGAACUGGAAGAGACCUCAAGAGGUCAUCGAGUCCAGUCCCCUGCCCUCACGGCAGGGCCAAGCACCAUUUAGAUCAUCCCUGAUGUCUAUCCAACCUGUUCUUAAAUAUCUACUUUAAGGCACCUGGCUCUUCCUUGCCCUGCACACUAGGGUCUAUGUCUACACUGCACCGUUUUCCGGAAUAAUGGCUGUUAUUCUGGAAAAACAAUACUAGCGUCCACACAGCAAUUGCAUUAUUUCAAAAGAAAAUC